AGUAUGAAAUAGGCAAGAAUGUUUCUUUCUAGUAGUGUGGUCGGCGUGAACUUCCGUUAACUCUCCGUUAAUUUUCCUUUCCACCUGAAACACCGCGUCUAACGGCCCCGCUAUCUUCCGUCAUCCCUCUCUCUAUCUCUAUAUAUAUUCCUCGGCCGCUUAUUUGAUCGAAUCUCCCUCCGUCUCAUUUUCCUAAAUUCCGAAACUUCAUACAUCCCCCCUCAAUUAUAUAUCUGUAUCUAUCUAUUUCUAUAUAUAUACACGUUUAAUAUUAUCUUUCAGAUACCCAAACUAAUCAGAAAUCAUCUUAUCCAAGGCUUUUUAUAUUACAUCCUAAAGUCGAACCACAUAGGUUGCAGUUGCUCUUUUGUCAAAAAAUUAAAAUGAACCUUGGAAACGACCAAGUGAUAUACAAUAUCUGAUAGUUAUCAGAGAUAGUAUGGGCUCAGAACAAUAUGGUUAUAGAUUGACUGGUCAAGGAUCAUCUUACCCUACUUUUCAAUCACAAGCUCCCUUGGUUCCCACAAGACUAAUUGAAUCCUUAAAGUUUGAGACCCGAGACUCUCCUAAUUCGCCUUUCGUAAACCCGUUUGAUUCAGAGACAUUCACCACAUUGAGCUCAGGUGCUAGUCCUUCUUCCCUUGAAGAUUGCAGCUCUUUAAACCAGUCGAGCUUGUCUACCUUUGUGCAUAGUGGCGGUAUUCAUUACAUGAAAAAUGCUCUUCAGGAUAUAGAGACUACCCUAAUGGCACCAGAUGAGGAAGUAUCCAUGCCACCCUUGAAUCCUCCUAUCAGUCAAUGGCAGCAACAGUGGACACAUGCACCCUCUGGUUCAAAUAUGGUGCAACCGCAGGCUGUAUAUAGUCCAAGAUACAGUCCAUCCUCUGGUACUAAUCAUACUAAUAAUAUAAAGCAGUUACUUAUUGCAUGUGCGAGUGCUCUUGCUGGAAACAAGCUUGAUGAAUUUGAAAAAUUAGUCGUACAUGCACGGGCUUCUGUGUCUAUUAGUGGCGACCCGAUCCAGAGGCUUUGUGCGUAUAUUGUGGAGGGGUUGGUGGCAAGGCGGGAAUUAUCCGGGAAUAAUAUUUAUCGAGCUUUAAAGUGUCGGGAACCCGAAGGGAAAGAUCUACUUUCUUACAUGCAUAUCCUAUACGAAAUAUGCCCUUACUUGAAAUUCGGGUACAUGGCUGCGAAUGGAGCUAUAGCAGAAGCUUGCAGAAAUGAAGACCGAAUCCACAUAAUUGACUUUCAAAUAGCUCAAGGUACACAAUGGAUAACUCUUUUACAAGCACUUGCUGCUAGACCAGGGGGGCCACCUCAUGUUCGUAUCACAGGAAUUGACGAUCCCGUCUCAAAGUACGCCCGUGGAGACAGUUUAGAGUUAGUUGGGAAAAGGUUAGAAGCUGUCUCACAGAAAUUUAACAUCCCGGUAGAGUUUCAACCACUACCGUUUUACGCCCCAUUUGUGACCAAACAAAUGCUUGAUGUGAGACCUGGUGAGGCCCUGGCGGUUAACUUUGCACUUCAACUACACCACAUGCCUGAUGAAAGUGUUGAUGUGAAUAACCCGAGAGAUGAGCGGCUUAGGAUGGUGAAGUCACUUUCACCAAAAGUGGUUACAUUGGUUGAGCAAGAAUCAAACACAAACACAGCUGCAUUUUUUCCGAGGUUCUUGGAAGUUCUCGACUACUAUUCUGCAAUGUUCGAGUCAAUGGACGCAACUUUGGCACGAGAUAGAAAAGAAAGGAUAAAUGUGGAACAACACUGUUUGGCUCGAGACAUAGUCAACAUAAUUGCCUGUGAGGGUAAGGAAAGAAUAGAAAGACAUGAGCUUUUCCGGAAAUGGAGGUCUAGGUUAACAAUGGCAGGUUUUUCGCAGUACCCGUUGAGUACAUACGUAAAUUCUGUCAUCAGGAAUUUGCUGAAGUGUUACUCGGAGCAUUAUACUUUGGUCGAGAAAGAUGGAGCUAUGCUGUUGGGAUGGAAAGAUAGAAAUCUAAUAUCAGCAUCUGCUUGGCAUUGACAGUGCUAUAUACAUAAUGGUAAGUUUACAGGAGUAACUUGUUUCUUUUAGAGUAUAAUAUAUAAUCUUUUUUUGUAACCUGACCCCAAAAUAAAAUAUGUAUUUGACAUAAUGGUGGGGUGGUUAAUAUUUCAUUAGUAAUUCUGUAAUUGUUAGUUACAAAUACAUUUGUUUAUUUUUGGUACUUGGUAGAAUGGUAGAGCAGUAAGAGUGUAGUAUUAUUGA
This is a messenger RNA of Erigeron canadensis, 2248 nucleotides long. Its product is annotated as chitin-inducible gibberellin-responsive protein 1-like. The coding region runs from base 440 to 2023 and encodes 527 amino acids. Lineage: Eukaryota; Viridiplantae; Streptophyta; Magnoliopsida; Asterales; Asteraceae. Gene Ontology annotation, molecular function: DNA-binding transcription factor activity; sequence-specific DNA binding. Gene Ontology annotation, cellular component: nucleus. Gene Ontology annotation, biological process: regulation of DNA-templated transcription. The transcript is spliced from 2 exons. The record is from RefSeq and is a predicted model, not a curated record.